ACAGAGGAAUAAAGAUGAAGAUAUUUUUCUUGUUCACCUUCUCCACUUUUUUGUUGUCUGCUUUUGAACAAGCAGCUGCUUCUGCUCACUAUGACAAGAUUUUAACUCAUAGUCGAAUAAGGGCACGCGACCAAGGCCCAAAUGUCUGUGCCCUUCAACAAGUUAUGGGAACAAAAAAGAAAUAUUUCAGCACCUGCAGAAACUGGUACCAGGGAGCCAUCUGUGGAAAAAAAGCAACUGUCUUAUAUGAGUGCUGUCCUGGCUAUAUGAAGAUGGAUGGUAUGAGAGGAUGUCCUGCAGUUGCUCCUAUUGAUCAUGUGUAUGGUACACUUGGUAUUGUGGGAGCUACCUCCACACAGCAGUAUUCUGACAUAUCAAAGCUGAGACAAGAGAUCGAGGGACGAGGAUCAUUCACUUUCUUUGCACCAAGCAAUGAAGCUUGGGAGCAAUUAGAUGCAGAAAUUCACAGGAAUUUGAUUGACAAUGUCAAUAUUGAACUAUAUAACGCUCUCCAUCACCACAUGGUAAACAAGCGCAUGUUGACAAAAGAUCUAAAGAAUGGCAUGACUCUGGUGUCUAUGUAUAAUGGCCAGAAAUUGCUUAUUAACCAUUAUCCUAAUGGGGUUGUCACUGUUAACUGUGCCAGGGUCAUCCAUGGCAACCAGAUUGCUACCAAUGGUGUUGUACAUGUCAUUGAUCGUGUCCUGACUGCUGUGGGAAAUACCAUUCAAGAUUUCAUUGAAGUUGAGGAUGAUCUUUCAUCUCUUAGAGCUGCUGCCAUCACAUCAGAUGUCUUGGAUCUUCUUGGAAGGCCUGGUCAUUACACACUCUUUGCUCCAACUAAUGAAGCUUUUGAGAGACUUCCAAGGGGAGUCUUAGAAAGGAUCAUGGGUGACAAGGUGGCUUCUGAAGCUCUCGUGAAGUUCCAUGUUUUAAAUACUCUUCAGUGCUCUGAAGCCAUCACAGGUGGAGCUGUCUAUGAAACCUUGGAAGGAAACACAGUUGAAGUUGGUUGUGAUGGUGAAAGUCUGACUGUGAAUGGAGUGAAGAUGGUAAAACGCAAAGAUAUUGUGACCAGCAAUGGUGUUAUUCACCUUAUUGAUGAAGUGCUAAUUCCUGAUUCUGCCAAGCAAGUCAUUGAGCUUGGGGGUGCUCAGCAGACAACUUUUACAGACCUGGUGGCACAGCUAGGAUUGGCAUCUUCUCUAAGACCAGAAGGCCAAUACACUCUCCUGGCACCUCUGAACGGUGCUUUCUCAGAUGACACCUUAAGGAUGGAUGAACGUCUUCUUAAAACAAUCCUGCAGAAUCACAUUAUAAAAGUGAAAAUUGGGCUUAAUGAAUUGUACAAUGGACAAGAGCUGGAGACAAUUGGAGGAAAACUGCUUAGAGUCUUUGUGUAUCGCACAGCUGUAUGUAUUGAAAAUUCAUGCAUGGUCAGAGGAAGCAAAGAAGGAAGGAAUGGUUUUAUUCACGUCUUCAGACAGAUCAUCAAUCCAGCAGAAAAGACAUUACAUGAAAUGCUGAGAAAUGAUAAACGUUUUAGUGUUUUCCUCAGUCUGGUGAAAGCUGCAGAUUUAGAUGAUGUUCUGUCACGGCCUGGAGAAUGGACUCUGUUUGUUCCAACUAAUGAGGCCUUUAAAGGUUUGACUGAUGACGAUAAGGAUAUACUGAUAAGAGACAAAAAUGCUCUCAGGAAUAUUCUUCUUUACCACCUGAUACAAGGAGUUUUCAUUGGAAGUGGUUUUGAGCCAGGUGUGACAAAUAUUCUUAAAACCAUCCAAGGAGGGAAACUCUACUUGAAAACAGUGAAUGAUACUCUUCUGGUUAACGAACUGAAAUCAAGAGAACCUGAUCUCAUGGCAACCAAUGGUGUCAUUCAUGUUAUUGAUAAACUGCUAUACCCAGCAGAUCUGCCUGUUGGAAAUGAUCAGUUGCUCACAAUCCUGAAGAAAUUGAUUAAGUACAUUCAAAUUAAGUUUGUUCGUGACAGUACCUUCAAAGAGAUUCCACUGACGUUUUACAAAAUAAACAUAAUUGAAAGCAACGUCCAACCCAUCAUCAGAAAGGAAGACCCAUCCAUCACACAGCUCACUAAAUUAAUUGAAGGGGAACCUGAAUUCAAAAUAGUCAGGGAAGGGGAGACAAUAACAAAAGUGAUUCAUGGAGAACCAAUUAUUAAAACAUAUACCAAACUCAUUGAUGGGCGACCUGUGGAAGUCACAGAGAAAAAAGUAACAGAAGAAAGAAUUAUUCAAGGUCCUGAAAUAAAAUACACCAGAAUUACUGCAGGAGGUUCAGACAACGAAGAAAAGUUAAAGAAGUUGCUUGAAGAAGAAGCACCUGUACGGAAAGCACAACCAAGCAGGAGGACACAAGGGGGAACAGCAAGAAGGAGGACAAGACUAGUUAAUCCCUAAAUGCUUUCCAAGACAGAAUCCACAGAAGUACAAAUUAAAAGCAUGGUCUUUGAGAGGAAGAUAAACUGUUUCUUAAAAAACCUAGAUCAUUAGAAAAUGACGUUGUUUUGAUAACAUAAUGUAAACUGAACCAUGAAUCCACAAAAAGAUGUGAAGCUGCAGAUACUGACUGCUAACCCAGUGCUCACUAGGAGUAGUCCAUUUUGGGUGCUUUAACUGCUCUUGAUAGUAAGCACUAUACAGGGUAGGAUCCUGGAACUGUUAAGAGCCAUCAAGUUCUGUAGAACCAGGAUUCCUUCUUAUGAUGACUAUUAAGUGUUUGCAGGAUUGGAUUCAAAAAGAGCAGGGAAUAAUACAGAGUGUAUUUUUUUAUUAUUAUUAUUUCCAUUAAAUAAAAAAUAUAAAUGAAAUUAGAGCAUUUCUAGAAAAAAAAAUCCACUUCAGGUGACUUUUAGAGUGAUCUAAAAUAUGAGACGUUAACAUAACACUUCCGGUUCAGUAGUAUUGUAUGCUUUUUAUAAGUCAAAAUUCAUCACGUUUUUAAUGUCAUAAUGACAUCAGUAAUGUUACCUUUUCUAAACAAAUAUGCCUUAUAUUAAAUAUAUCCUCUUUUUUUUGCUCUACAUUGCAUAUCCAAGUGCCUUCUAGCAACGUGGCUGAUGGAAGCUCUUAAAAAGAAACACAACAAAUAUUAUGAGCUUCUUGAAACGUAUUUGAGAUCAACUUCUUUAUUUAUAAGAAAAAUCAUUCCCAUUAAAGGAAAA
Messenger RNA from Colius striatus (speckled mousebird), 3184 nucleotides. It is a transcript of the gene POSTN, whose product is annotated as periostin. Bases 15 to 2420 code for a protein of 801 amino acids. The transcript has 22 exons. The record is from RefSeq and is a predicted model, not a curated record. NCBI's taxonomy places the organism in Eukaryota, Metazoa, Chordata, Aves, Coliiformes, Coliidae. Gene Ontology annotation, molecular function: protein binding.